CAGGAAGGAGAUUCCCUACCUUGGCUACGUCGUCCUCCAGUGACCCCUGCUGGCGUGGAUCACCGCCACCAUGGCUCUCUUCACCUUCACCAUCUCCUUCUUGGCAAUGCUUAGCGUGACAGCUGGUCUGAGCGUGGGGCCCAUACAGCUGGCUAGCAACAACAGUUACAUCUCAUACAAGAAUGGGAACUCGGGAAAUAACAGCAUUCUUGUGUGUCCUUAUACCCUCCUAACAAACGAAAGGGUCCAGUCGGUCUCCUGGAUUAUGUGGGACGACAACAACAUACUCGGCACCUACACAUGGUCUCCAACCUCGCCAGAAACAGUCGGUGGUGUUCUAAUGGGCGUAGUAAACAUGAGCCGUAGCGACGCAAACCUCCAACUGACGCAACUGACCUAUAACCUGACAGGUGACUACUCCUGUACAGUCACACUCACAACCGGCCAGAAUGCCAGCUCGCAACAAUGGGAAGUCUUGAUAAUUGAUAAGACAGAUGAUUCUAUAAGUACCAUAGAAUCUUACAACCAGUCGCAGUGUUCAUUCAACACCUCUGUCAACUUUUUUGCUGUGUUUCCGGAGCCUACCGUCCAAGCUGGAUUGUAUUCUGAGGGAAUUGAAGGUUAUGUCAGCAAGGUCUCCAAAACCCAGUGGGUUAGAACUGUCUACCAGAACAAGUCUGUUAGUUAUUCCUACAGUGGCGUAGUCUUCAAGAUUGACCAGAACGUUCCAUAUGAUGCAGUAUUUCUCGUCUCUGUCGGUGUUACUAAGUCAGACGGUACCUACAUUUCUCUCGCCUCCGUCGAGAGCAUCAACCCCAGCUGGGACAACAUCCCGGGUUGCACUCCCCUGUAUGACGUACCAAACCAGGAGGAAGUUUAUGAGACUGGCAAGUUAGCCUGUCGCAACGAGUACAUCCCAGACCCUGACAUUCCAAAGGCUGGAUUUGAGAAGAACCUACCCAGUAUGGGCCAAUAG
Molecule: messenger RNA, 976 nt
Organism: Cherax quadricarinatus
Lineage: Eukaryota; Metazoa; Arthropoda; Malacostraca; Decapoda; Parastacidae
Source: RefSeq, a predicted model, not a curated record